CCCUCCCACGAACUUUCUUCUGGGGAAACAAAACUUAUCUGAAUCUCGGUGCCGUUUGUCCGUGUGAAAGUGAACAACAACCGUCCAAAUGGCUCAACAGGGAAUUCUGCUGGACCAGGACCAGUUCUGUUGUUCUGUCUGUCUGGAUCUACUGAAGGAGCCAGUCACUAUUCCCUGUGGACACAGUUACUGUUGGAGCUGUAUUGAGGGCUGCUGGGAUCAGGAUGAUCUGACGGGGAUCUACAGCUGUCCUCAGUGCAGACAGACCUUCACUCCAAGGCCUGCUCUGAGAAAAAAUAACAUGUUGGCUGAAGUGGUGGAGAAACUGAAGAAGACAGCAAUUCAGGCUGAUCCCCCUGAUCUGUGCUAUGCUGGACCUGGAGAUGUGGCAUGUGAUUUCUGCACUGGGACCAGGAAGCAGAAAGCCCUCAUGUCCUGUCUGGUGUGUCUGGUGUCUUCCUGCAAGACUCACCUCCAGCCUCACUAUAGUGUCCCUGGACUAAAGAAUCACAAGCUGGUCAAAGCUUCCACACAGCUACAGGAGAACAUCUGCUCCCGUCAUGACGAACUGCUGAAGAUUUACUGUCGUACCGAUCAGAAUUGUAUCUGUUAUCUGUGUAUGGUGGAUGAUCAUAAAGGCCAUGAUACAGUGUCAGCUGCAGCGGAGAGGACCGAGAAACAGAGUCAGCUGGGGAUGAGUCAGCAGAAGCUCCAGCAGAGAAUCCAGGAGAGAGAGAAGGAGCUGAAGGAGCUCCAACAGGCUGUGGAGUCUCUCAAGCACUCUGCACAGGCAGCAGUGGAGGACAGUGAUAGGAUCUUUACUGAGCUGAUCCACUCCAUUGAGAGAAGGUGCUCUGAGGUGAAGGAGCUGAUCAGAGACCAGGAGAAGGCUCAAGUGAGUCAAGCUGAUGGACUCCUGGAGCAGCUGGAGCAGGAGAUAGCUGAGCUGAGGAGGAGAAACGCUGAGCUGGAGCAGCUCUCACACACAGAGGAUCACAUCCAUUUCCUCCAGAGUUAUCUGUCUUUCUCCAGUCCCAGUGUCUCUUCAGACUCAGCCAGCAUUGAUAAACGUCCUCAGUUCCUUGGAGAUGUGAUUAAGGCUGUUUCUGAUGUCAGAGAGAAACUAGAAGACUUCCUUACAGGAGAAUGGAUCAAGAUCUCCACCAUAGUGAAUUCAGUGAAUGAUGUACUGUCUCCAGAGCCCAACAGAGAACACUUCUUACAAUAUUCCUGUCAGCUCACACUGGACCCAAACACAGCACAGAAAUCCCUCUCUCUGUCUGAGGGAAACAGAAAGGUGACAGUUGUUAAUGCUGUUAACGAUCCAAAUCCUGACCAUCCAGACAGAUUCACUGAUUGGUGGCAGGUCCUUUGUAGAGAGGGUCUGUCUGGACGCUGUUACUGGGAGGUGGAGGGUCAUCAUGGGACUGUUACAGCAGUCUCAUAUAAAGACAUAAGUAGAAUACGGAUGGUUAAUGAGUCCAGAUUCGGAUACAAUGACAAGUCUUGGGGUUUAGAGUUCUCUGGUAAUGGUUAUCGUUUCAGACACAAUAAUGUUGAGACUAAAGUAUCAGGCCCUCAGUCCUCCAGAGUAGGAGUGUACCUGGAUCACAAGGCAGGUACUCUGUCCUUCUACAGCAUCUCUGACACAAUGACCCUCCUCCACACAGUCGAAAGCACGUUCACUAAACCCCUCUAUCCUGGGAUAUGGGUUGGGUACAAAAAUGAUUCUGCUGUGCUGUGUAAACUGUAGAGUUCCCCAUAUUAGAAUGAUGGUUAAUGCUCUUAUAGUUUGGUAUGUACAAUUUAUUUUGAUUGAUUGAAUCUUUAAUUUAGUCUAGGUUUAAAUCACAUCCAUAUUGAUGUAUUCUCACUUUGAUGAAGUCUAAACUAAAAAACGACUGCUGUAUUGUCUUUUUUAAAGAAAGAUUUUUGUUAAUUUCAAUCAAUUGUAUUAUUAUUUACCUAUUGAUCCUUGAAUGUGAAUCUGUUUAGUUUUCGCAAAUCUAUCCAGGCCUAUGUACUGUAUAUACUCUGAUGUGCAGAUUUACUACUCAAUCAACCGUCCAGCAGAUGGAGAUAUACUGUAACAAACAAACAAUAUUAAACGUCUUGAUUUACUACCUCUUGCCACUCAGAAAACCACCAACAAUAACCAAUAUUUCUAUAUUUUCAUUUUUGAGUGUUUAUGCUAUAAACGACAUGACUAACUAAAGAAAAUUAUUUUUAGCAGCAGAGAGUGUGUGUGUUUGGGUUUUACUAUCCUUGUGGGGACCAGAAGUCCGGUCCCCAAAAGGAUAAAGGCUUUUUUAGGCUUAGGGCUUAGGUUUAGG
Oncorhynchus masou masou (cherry salmon) is the source of this 2333-nucleotide messenger RNA. RefSeq names its product tripartite motif-containing protein 16-like. The transcript is spliced from 6 exons. The record is from RefSeq and is a predicted model, not a curated record. Gene Ontology annotation, molecular function: protein binding; zinc ion binding. NCBI's taxonomy places the organism in Eukaryota, Metazoa, Chordata, Actinopteri, Salmoniformes, Salmonidae. The coding region runs from base 89 to 1753 and encodes 554 amino acids.